Camellia sinensis is the source of this 528-nucleotide messenger RNA. The record is from RefSeq and is a predicted model, not a curated record. Lineage: Eukaryota; Viridiplantae; Streptophyta; Magnoliopsida; Ericales; Theaceae.
CUGGUGAUAGCGCCGACGAUGUUAAUGUCUGCGUCGCCCUUAGUACUGCUCUGCUUCUUCCCGGCGAUCUCAACCUAAACGCCGAUAUGAGCGAGUAUGAAAAUUUUGCCCUGAUGCUCCAGCACUCUAUUCAAGCCAUCCAGCAUGCUCAUUCUUUCUCACUGCAAGCGUUUGAGAAUCGGAAGGAGCUGGCCGACAAGAAGAGAGAGGCUGCUAGUCUACAGAAGACUAAUAAAAACUUGCAAUCAAAAAUGAAGACCUUGGAGGAUCAAGCCGAGGCUGCUAUCAAGGCUAAGGAUGAUGCCGAGGAAAAAACAGAAUCUGCUGAGGCCAUCAAGAAGGUUCUUGAGGCCGAAAAGAAAGAAGCUGAGGAAAAGAUGACCCAGGCUCAGAAGGAACUUCAAGAAGCCCUGGCCACAAAAGAGGCAGAAGUCAAGGCCACCAAUGAGAAGGGAUACAAUGAGGGGGUGGCCGACGUCACGGCGGAUUACGAGAAAUAAGUAAAGCAUGCAUGCAACAAGGGUUUCA